CAAGGCCAAUGGUUCUCCGGGCAGCCUUUCCCAGAAAAGUCACCUCGAGAACCUUUUAAAAGUCCCUGCUUCCCAAGGCACCUCCAGGGACUCCCGACUGCCUCCUCCUCUUAUCCUUUUCCUCCUUGCGAAAGUCCCAUUCGCUAUCCUGGGGAUUGUACCAAGUGAGAGCGAGUAGGGGGGGGCAGUGGUGACCGGUCCGCCGGUCACCAGCUGCUGCCCGCUCGCCGGCAGUUUCCUAGCUAGACCGUAACUGAGUACCAAGCCGCCUCUCCCGUCCUCCCUGGAGCCGACCCAGGGCUGGCGCCACAUUCCCUGGUGGGCGCGCAAUGGCCGCGCCGCCUCCCGCGGCGGACGGGUCUUUGGUACGUGCGGUCCGAGGUCGCCAUGGAUCGGAUGAAGAAGAUCAAACGGCAGCUGUCAAUGACACUCCGAGGGGGCCGAAGUGUAGACAAGACCAACAGUGCCCCUGAACAGAUAGGCCUGGACGAGAGUGGCGUUGGUGGUAGCAGUGACCUUGGAGAGGCCCCCACCCGCGCUGUGCCAGGGGAACCUUGCUCUGGGCGGGGACUACUCAGCUCUGCACCAGAGAUUGUACACGAGGACUUGAAGAUGGGGUCUGACUUGAAGAUGGGGUCUGAUGGGGAAAGUGACCAGGCUUCAGCCACAUCCUCAGAUGAGGUGCAGUCACCAGUGAGGGUGCGCAUGCGCAACCAUCCUCCUCGCAAGAUCUCCACUGAGGACAUCAACAAGCGCCUCUCACUACCAGCGGACAUCCGGCUGCCCGAGGGCUACCUUGAGAAGCUGACCCUCAAUAGCCCCAUCUUUGACAAGCCCCUCAGCCGCCGCCUCCGCCGUGUCAGCUUGUCUGAGAUUGGUUUUGGGAAACUGGAGACCUAUAUCAAGCUGGACAAGCUGGGCGAGGGUACCUAUGCCACCGUUUACAAAGGCAAAAGCAAGCUCACAGAUAACCUUGUGGCACUCAAGGAGAUCAGACUGGAACAUGAAGAGGGAGCACCCUGCACCGCCAUCCGAGAAGUGUCCCUGCUGAAGGACCUCAAACAUGCCAACAUCGUCACGCUACAUGACAUUAUCCACACGGAGAAGUCCCUCACCCUUGUCUUUGAGUACCUGGACAAGGACCUGAAGCAGUACCUGGAUGACUGUGGGAACAUCAUCAACAUGCACAACGUGAAACUGUUCCUGUUCCAGCUGCUCCGUGGCCUGGCCUACUGCCACCGGCAGAAGGUGCUACACCGAGACCUCAAGCCCCAGAACUUACUCAUCAACGAGAGAGGAGAGCUCAAACUGGCUGAUUUUGGUCUGGCCCGGGCCAAGUCAAUUCCAACGAAGACCUACUCCAAUGAGGUGGUGACCCUGUGGUACCGGCCCCCCGACAUCCUGCUCGGGUCCACAGACUACUCCACCCAGAUUGACAUGUGGGGCGUGGGCUGCAUAUUCUACGAGAUGGCCACAGGCCGCCCCCUCUUCCCAGGCUCCACGGUGGAGGAGCAGCUACACUUCAUCUUCCGCAUCUUGGGAACCCCAACGGAGGAGACAUGGCCGGGCAUCCAAUCCAAUGAAGAGUUCAAGACACACAACUACCCCAAGUACCGUGCCGAGGCCCUUUUGAGCCAUGCACCACGGUCCCCUUGUCCUUGUGGUAGACUUGAUAGCGAUGGGGCUGAUCUCCUCACCAAGCUGCUGCAGUUUGAAGGUCGCAAUCGCAUCUCUGCAGACGACGCCAUGAAACACCCAUUCUUCCUCAGUCUGGGGGAGCGGAUCCACAAACUUCCUGACACUACUUCCAUAUUUGCACUAAAGGAGAUCCAGCUACAAAAGGAGGCCAACCUUCGCUCUUCGUCGAUGCCUGACUCAGGCAGGCCAGCUUUCCGUGUGGUGGACACCGAGUUCUAAGCCACAGACCCAGGCCCCAGCAGGCAGCAGCUGGAGGGAUGCCACACCCCUCACAGGGCAGCCCCCAACUGCAUCCUCCCUGCUUGCUGCCUGCCUACCUGCCUGAUCAUGCUCGCCUGCCCACGUGUUCCCUGCUGCCUGUCCAAACAUCCAUUGGCCUGUCUGCUGGGUGCUAACAAAGCUCUCAUCGCUCCUUCA
Messenger RNA from Eptesicus fuscus (big brown bat), 2115 nucleotides. RefSeq names its product cyclin dependent kinase 16 (gene CDK16). The transcript is spliced from 16 exons. NCBI's taxonomy places the organism in Eukaryota, Metazoa, Chordata, Mammalia, Chiroptera, Vespertilionidae. Gene Ontology annotation, molecular function: protein kinase activity; ATP binding. Gene Ontology annotation, biological process: neuron projection development; protein phosphorylation; exocytosis. The record is from RefSeq and is a predicted model, not a curated record. Gene Ontology annotation, cellular component: nucleus; synaptic vesicle; cytoplasm. Bases 388 to 1917 code for a protein of 509 amino acids.